This is a messenger RNA of Fusarium falciforme, 612 nucleotides long. RefSeq lists its product as hypothetical. Gene Ontology annotation, cellular component: extrinsic component of endoplasmic reticulum membrane; Vma12-Vma22 assembly complex. The transcript has a single exon. Gene Ontology annotation, biological process: vacuolar proton-transporting V-type ATPase complex assembly. The coding region runs from base 1 to 612 and encodes 203 amino acids. The record is from RefSeq and is a predicted model, not a curated record. Lineage: Eukaryota; Fungi; Ascomycota; Sordariomycetes; Hypocreales; Nectriaceae.
AUGGACCAGCAACAGCAUAUUGACGCGCUCCUUGAGCGCUAUCUCGGCUUGCUAGACGAAUACACCCAGCUACGCAAGAGUCUAUCAGAGAUCCAGUCCAAUGUCUACCAGAACAUUGCACGAGCAAACUUUGCUGGCGAGCGAGGCAUGAGAUAUGGCCAGGAUCAUUACGAUGAGAGGAUGCAGGCAAUCCGCCUUCUUGACAUUGAGGUCGACGAGAAAGAGAUUCCGUCGUUUUCCAUCAUCGAUGCUCCUAUUGAAGAGCCAGAGAAGGAAGAGAAAGCCGCCACUGAGGGAAAAGAUGGGGAAUCGGAGGACAAGGCCGAAGAGGACAGCACCAAAGAGCCCACUCAAAAGAAGCCCAAGAAGAACAGGAAUCCAUUGCACUGGUACGGCAUAUUCGCACCCAUGCCGCUUCGCACAGCCCAGACGCAAUCUGUUCAGGCGGUAGAGAAGAUCAUCCCCAGGCUCGUCUCUGUCAAUGCUGAAAUGCUCAACGUCGAGAUUGAGGUGCGACGAGCUCGGAAGAGACGAGCCAAGGCGACAGCGAAGAAUGAGGGUGAAACCACAGCCAACACUCAGUCUCAGACGGCUCCGCUUGAGGCAUCUUAA